Molecule: messenger RNA, 2527 nt
Organism: Pygocentrus nattereri (red-bellied piranha)
Lineage: Eukaryota; Metazoa; Chordata; Actinopteri; Characiformes; Serrasalmidae
Gene: dpt
Product: dermatopontin
Exons: 4
Coding region: 1016-1606 (196 amino acids)
Biological process (GO): collagen fibril organization
Cellular component (GO): extracellular matrix
Molecular function (GO): extracellular matrix structural constituent
Source: RefSeq, a predicted model, not a curated record
UGUAUGACAUGGUCUGAAAAACUCCUUAUCAGACUUUACAGAGCAACACAAAGUAGUGCAAGGAUGCCAUAUUUUAGUGUGUUUUCUGUUCUCAUGGCCCAGUAAUGCUACGGCUUUCAGCUUAAAAAAGUACUUUCAUAGUGAAGCUUUAAAAGUGAUAUCCUUGUGGGUAUAUGCCAUAUGCAUGCAUAUCACGUAGACUGCACCUCUGGUUGCUAGCAUCCCAAGAUGUGCAUGUAAGAGUUAAAUCAGCCUUCAGAUGCUCAUUCCAUGAAUUAAUCAGCAUGUUUUUCAGUACACUGUACAUUUUUCUCCAUUGCAAUCCCAGAUUUACCUUUCCAUUUUUACACACACUCAAACCAACUGCUAGGUCACUUUGUUUUGACAGCUGUAGUCAUUUAAACUUGUAGAGGAACCAGUCAUUAGAAUUUUUAGUCUUAUGAACACUGAAGGUCAACACUUGACUUACUGUUAAAUAUUAGUCACUAACAAAGCGAGCAUGUCAGGAUGGUGUUAGGGCUUUAUGGAGUGUUUACAGCUCCAAGGAAGUGAUGGAGUAGGCUCAGGAAUAGCUCUGGCGUUUGUCCUGAAUGUUCUCCUUCUAAUGGUGUUGGCUCGUUCUAAACACCAGAGUCUUUUCCAAGCAAUGUCCGUGUUGAGCUGAUGAAAUAAAAUGAACACAAGCCCUUCCUCCAUUAGGAAGAAUGGAUAGCAUCACUUCUUGGCAGUCUUGGCUUCUGCUUUUUGCUGUUGCUGGAGUUCCCUUGGGAAAAUUUCAGUUUAAAGCAUCUAGCAGCUCACUCUCUACAAAGCAGACUGGGAUAUUGUUUAGGAAAAUCCUCUUUAACUGAACAAACAGAAAAAAAAUUGACCAUAACUGUGACUUGGAGCUGCAAAUUACAUAUCACCUCCGGAGCCAGAUACAGAACAUCUGGACAGCAAACACUCCACAGAGAGGCUUAAAGACUAGCAGACGGCAGUGUGAGCAGUCAGAGGUUUCUCAGCGUUCGAGUCCAUGAUGAAGUCAGCCCUCGCUCUCCGGGCACUGCCUGUGCUGUUGCUGUUGGCCGGUGUGGCCCGUGCCCGGCCCAACUACAUCUAUGAGGAGGAAUGGGUCAAUACAUGGCGGCAGGGCUUUAACUUCCAGUGCCCGCACGGUGAAGCUUUAGUAGCCAUCAGGAGCUACUUCAGUGAGAAUGAGGGCUCGGACCGUCUGUGGACUUUUGAGUGCCAGCCGACACCCCACAACCUGGGGGAGCCCACCGAGUGCUGGUGGGAUGAUAUCAAUCGUGCUGGAAUGGAGUGGUCCUCCUCGUGUACAAACAAUGGGCUGGUGGCUGGAAUACAGAGUCAGUACUUUCCCUCAGUGCUGGACCGGGAGUGGCAGUUCUAUUGCUGCCGCUACAGUCGCAGGUGCCCUUACUCCUGCUGGAAGACCAAUGAUGUUCCGGAGUACUACAGGCAAGAGGGUGAGAUGGUCGUGCCCUCCUAUGGCUAUUUCAUCAGGGGGGCUCAGACCACCUUCAGCGGUGUGCUCAGGGAUCGGCAGUGGAAGUACAUCAUGUGCAGGAUGACAGAUUUUGAUUGUGAAUUUCAGAACUUCUGAAGCGACAUCCAAAGUCUGUAAAGCACCAAACUUUUCAAGUGCACCUAGCCAUACAUGCUGUCCCCUCACAUUUAAUGUACAUACAACUUUAUCAUAAAUUACCUGAUUCAUUCAUUUAUCACUUUAACAUGUGUGCACUGUAUACAUUAUAAGCUCCUAUGUCAUCAUUUUUCCAUUGUAUGUAACCCUGCAUGAUUCAUUUUGUUUAUUUUGCAUCUACAGAACUGUGCAAAACUCAGAGACCCCCCCCCAUUAAAUAGCAGUCAUUCAUUUCUCUGCGUCAGGAAUUCUGUUCUUUUUGGGAGACUCAAUCCAUUUGUUUUUGCACAGAAAUCUGCAGAAACAUUUUUUUUUCCACACCUCAAAAGUUCAGUCUCAUAAAUUGGCUGCAUUUUCUAUCUCUCACAAUCCAAGUAACCCCAAACGCAUUCAGUGAUGCUGAUUUCUGGGGUGGUCCUCCAUCCUUAUGAGAGCACCUUUUCUCACUAGUGACUUCUUGAGAGACUUUUGCACAGUACUGUACAUAAUCCAUGUGACAUCAGCUUAAAAAAACUAAAACCUGUGUAUUUCACAUUCAAACAUUUCUCUAACUGCAUUUUUUGCUGAUUUUCUUAUAUACUCUUAAUGCUUUUGAUCCCAAACUAAGGCCCAAUACCAUUUCGCCUUAGCCUAGACUAGGAAAAAUUUCCAGUGGUGAUUCAUUACUCGCAAUGCAGGUUAGGCCAAAACUUCGCUUAGCCAUUGUUUAGGAAUUGACUCUUGAUGUAAUACGCAAAGAAAAAUAAAAAAAGAAGAAGAAGAAGUAGGCCUGACACCUCUAGCAUACAUCUGGGCAAAGAUACACCCUGAGCUUUGUUAUAUUUUGUAUCAAAUGUUUAAGGUGACCGGAAAAGUACUAAUAAAGCAACUUUUUUGGACAAA